Messenger RNA from Musa acuminata subsp. malaccensis (wild Malaysian banana), 788 nucleotides. RefSeq lists its product as uncharacterized. The record is from RefSeq and is a predicted model, not a curated record. Gene Ontology annotation, cellular component: mitochondrion. Gene Ontology annotation, biological process: P450-containing electron transport chain. NCBI's taxonomy places the organism in Eukaryota, Viridiplantae, Streptophyta, Magnoliopsida, Zingiberales, Musaceae. Gene Ontology annotation, molecular function: 2 iron, 2 sulfur cluster binding.
AUCGGACCCGUUAUUUCCAAUCACCAGACGCUUCCGACGGAGUUGGAUCGACCUCCCACCACAACCUCUCCGGAUCUCCAAGAGCCGGGAAACCCCAGCGAUGGCGAUCGCCGCCCUGCGUCGGAUCCCUGUCCACCUCGCUCGAUCCGAUCCCUUCAUCUAUCUCCGGCCCCUUGCACGCCCCUGCUCCUCUUCAUCUUCCGCUGCCAUCGCUCCCUCCUCCUCCGUUUCCAAGAAGGUCGCCGACCGGAUCGUCAAACUGCACGCCGUCGAUCCCGAAGGAAGCAAGCGUGAAGUGGUCGGACUCUCCGGUCAGACGCUUCUCCGCGCUCUGAUCAACGCCGGCCUCAUCGACCCCGCGUCCCACCGCUUGGAGGAGAUCGACGCCUGCUCCGCGGAGUGCGAGGUCCACAUCGCGCAGCAGUGGCUCGACAAGCUUCCGUCGGCGUCCUACGACGAGCGUUACGUUCUCACCAGGGCCUCCAGGGACCGCAUCCUCAACAAGCACGCCAGGCUCGGGUGCCAGGUCGUCCUCCAGCCCGAGCUGCAAGGUAUGGUUGUUGCCGUCCCGGAGCCCAAGCCUUGGGACACCCCCUAGGUUGACAAGGCUCGUCUCUGUCGUCCCUUUCUCCACAAGGUUCGCUUGUGGUAGGAAAGCUUGGAUUUUUAUUGUUUUAAUUCGAAAAUAAUGGUGAUGACACUUGUUUUCCUAUCAUUUCAAUGAUCCUGUUAUUCGAUGAAUGACUUCCUUUGUUGAAAUUAGAAUUCUACUUGUUCGCUUAUAUUUA